AUGGAGAACGUACUGGACGACAUCUCCCACCGGAGAUACAAUCCCCUUCGCGGGUCUCACAUUCUGGUUUCCCCCCACCGAACCAAGCGUCCCUGGCAAGGACACCAGGAGAGUCCCUCCAAGACCACUCUGCCCAAUUAUGACCCCGCAUGCUAUUUGUGCCCUGGAAACCAACGCGCCCAGGGUGACGUCAACCCCAAAUACGACAACACCUUCGUGUUUGUGAAUGAUUACAGCGCCGUCAAGGAGGAGCAGGCUGCCUACGAUGGCAAGUCCAGUGAUGAACUCGAAUCGCGCUUCCUCAAGGCUGAGCCCGUCACGGGUAAAUGCUACGUCCUCACCUUCUCCCCAUCCCACAACCUCACCUUGGCCGACCUGCCACCCGCUGAGAUCGUACCCGUGAUCAAUGCCUGGACCGAGAUCUAUGCCGCCCACCUGUCGCCCACCUCCCCUCUGGCAAAGAAUGCUCCAGCCGUUGCGCACGACACCCCCAUCACCAAGCCGAAGGAUCAGUACCGCUACAUGCAGAUCUUCGAGAACAAGGGUGCUGCGAUGGGCUGCUCGAACCCCCACCCCCACGGCCAGGUCUGGACUACCAGCACUCUGCCCGAAGAGCCCGCGGCGGAGAUGGAGCAGCUACGUAAAUACCGCGCUGAGCACGGCGGCAGUCACCUGCUCGAAGACUACGCUGCGCUGGAAAGCCGCAAGCAGGAGCGAGUCGUAUUUGAGAACGAGGCCUUCGUCGCCGUUUGCCCUUGGUGGGCGACCUGGCCCUUUGAGACUAUGAUCGUUAGCCGCACACACAAGCGCGCUCUGGUCGAUCUGUCCGAUGCCGACAAGACUCUCCUCGCCGAGGCUAUUGCUGAAAUCACCCGUCGUUAUGAUAACCUCUUCGAAACUCACUUCCCUUACAGCAUGGGUAUUCACCAGGCUCCGCUGGACGGUACGGCCGAAGAGAUCGAGGCUUCUUAUUUGCAUCUGCAUUUCUACCCGCCUCUGCUGCGCAGCGCGACGGUGCGCAAGUUCCUUGUUGGUUAUGAGCUCAUGGCUGAGCCUCAGCGUGAUAUCACUCCGGAGCAGGCCGCUGCCCGCCUACGCGGCUGCGGCGGAGAGCUGUACCGCAAGAAGAUGGAUUAA
Messenger RNA from Penicillium waksmanii, 1137 nucleotides. RefSeq names its product UDP-glucose:hexose-1-phosphate uridylyltransferase. Bases 1 to 1137 code for a protein of 378 amino acids. Gene Ontology annotation, molecular function: zinc ion binding; UDP-glucose:hexose-1-phosphate uridylyltransferase activity. NCBI's taxonomy places the organism in Eukaryota, Fungi, Ascomycota, Eurotiomycetes, Eurotiales, Aspergillaceae. Gene Ontology annotation, biological process: beta-D-galactose catabolic process via UDP-galactose, Leloir pathway. Gene Ontology annotation, cellular component: cytoplasm. The transcript is spliced from 3 exons. The record is from RefSeq and is a predicted model, not a curated record.